This is a messenger RNA of Cylicocyclus nassatus, 3940 nucleotides long. The record is from the annotation of a GenBank genome assembly. Lineage: Eukaryota; Metazoa; Nematoda; Chromadorea; Rhabditida; Strongylidae.
AGGAAUUAUUUGGAACGCCGGUCACAAGAUCUGAUUUUGCGGUCAUUUCCGUCCCGUGUGGGAUACACACGUAAAUUAGAUCAUGGAUCCCAUCAAUGACGCCCGAUUUUACGAGUCGCUUAUCAAACCACCUCGACAGCGCACUCAAAAUGAUGUCCGGAACAUCUACGACCAACUGAGGCAACUCGACAUGUUCUCAAACCUAUACAAUGGCCCACUAAAGGCUAUUUGCGCGAAUGCACGUUACGAGCGUCAUGGUGCGCGACAUGUGCUAUACAGAGAAGGACAAGUGGCAACCUGUUGGUACAUCCUGCUAUCGGGCUCGGUUCUCAUCGAAAACAACAUCUGUCUACCGUAUGGGUGUUUUGGAAAGCGCAAUGGUAUGAGUUGCCGACGGACACAAGACUGUAUGUUACUGCAGGAGUCCGAAAUGAUAGUCAUCGACUAUCCGGACGUUCAACACCUCGUGCCAGCGCCGCCAACGUCGCCGCAGCUGAAGCAGAUGCGGAAAAGCGUCCACGCCAUUGACGCCGACACUCGAGCGAUGCCGCCUCCGCCGAUUCCGCCCAGACCACCGCGUCUGCCGCCGGCGCGCGCUCCCGCGCCGCCGAUUCCCCGCGGACUGCCGAGAUCCUAUCCAGUGGAGUUCCCGGUGGACGUGCCGACUACAUCCACUUUCACAUCGGUUGCUGAGAACCAUAGGAGUCAGGUGUACUUGAAUGGUUUGAUGUCCGACGAAGAUACGUUAGUCCGGGUGAAACACCGUCGAGAAAAGAGCAAUUCGAUUGGCAAUGUUGGAAAUGGCACAGCUCGUCGUUUACGCGUCAGAAGCACCGCUUCAUCAACAACCACAGAAGGCGAUGAUGCCAGUAAUAGUGCUGGAGCUGUGGAUUCAGAAGAAGAAGACGACGACGGCUCAUGUCCCUCGCAUGAAAGCUUUGUGGACCUAAAAGACUCGGUUCGUGAAUGCCUCGAAAAAGAGCCGAGCGAGCGGAACAGCGAGGAUUUAGCCGUUUUAUUGGAUUUUAUGCAACAUAUGUCUUCAUUCGCAUCUCUGCCAAUGUCUAUAAAACGACAACUGUGUCUGAAAAUGGUUUUUGCGGUGGUUAACGACGCGGGAACGGUUGUAAUGCAUCACAAUGAAAAACUCGAUGCUUGGUCAGUAAUCGUGAAUGGUCUCGUCGAAGUGGUGAAACCGAAUGGUGAACGAGUAGAAUAUAAAUUAGGCGAUUCAUUUGGUGCUGAGCCAAAUCCGGCGGUUCAAUAUCAUGUCGGUGAGAUGCGCACAAUGGUUGAUGACUGCGAAUUUGUGCUGGUUGAACAUAAGGACUUCUGCUCGAUCAUGUCUACUAUCGGAGAGCAUAUCGAAAAAGAUCGUGAUGGGCUAACCGGUGAAGUAGUAUCAGAAACUGAAAGAAGAACUGUUGGUAGUCAAGUGGGAUUGGUUUUGAUUAAGGGAAAGCCCGAUAAGCUCAUUCAACAUCUCGUUGACGAGCGUGACAGCAAUGUGGAUCCACACUAUGUAGACGAUUUCCUGCUCACCUAUCGAGUAUUCAUUCAUAACCCUACGAUAAUAUUCGAGAAGCUAAUGAUGUGGUUUGCUGACGCAGCGCUGAGGGAUAAGAUCGCUCGUAUCGUUUUACUGUGGGUGAAUAACCACUAUAACGAUUUCGAAACGAAUGAUGAGAUGACUAAGCUUCUUGAGAGGUUCGAAGGUGCAUUGGAACGUGAUGGCAUGCAUAGCCAACAAAGUUUGCUCAACAUCGCUUGUUCUGUAAAGGCAAGAUCUAGGACGGUUGUUUACGCUAGAGCUAAUAAGGACGAUCCACUACACUUUAGCAUUCAAGGUGGUAAAGAAUGCGGCUGCGGGAUUUUCAUUAAUGAGGUGCAAGUUGAUUCUCCUGCUGAAAGAUGUGGCAUAAAAAGAGGCGAUGAAGUAUUAGAUGUGAAUGGUCAAAAUAUGAAAUAUAUGUCACUUGCCAAGGCGCAGGAGAUGAUGAAGGGGAGCGUAUCACUGACUUUGACCCUGAAAAGCAACGUUCUCGGCUUCAAAGAACUGCUAGGAAGAAGUGAACGAGACGGUUCUAAAUCAGCAACCAAGAAUCGAGCUCUAGCUGGAGCAUUGACCCAAGCUCGCGGCAGCAUACCCAAUGUCAUCCCGGUCAAAACAGCCAAAGCUGUCAAAUUGGGCGAGGUGAUGGAAGUAGGUUUGGCUACGAUGCGGCGUAAGACGAGUAUGAUGGAUAAGCUGAUGACGAUUCUCAAGUCAUCAAAAGAUGGUGAAGAUCUCCCCGAUGAGGUCCGCACAAUGACGAGUCCUCUGCGACCUAGUAGAUCUAACCCGGACAUAACGUCAAUAUCUCAGUACUAUGGUCCUGUCAAAAGUGAAUGUCCAGAACAUGUGCUGAAAAUAUAUAGGAGCGACCAGACCUUCAAAUACCUAGCUGUCUAUAAGGAGACAACAGCUCAAAAUGUGGUCCAACUAGCGCUACAGGAAUUCAACAUGACAGCUGAGGGUAGCCUGGAGUGGUCGUUAUGUGAAUGUACAGUCACAGAGGACGGAGUCAUAAAACAACGACGGUUACCUCCACAAAUGGAAAAUCUUGCUGAGCGAAUCGCUUUGAAUAGUCGGUACUAUCUCAAGAACAAUAAUCGUUCUGAACCACUUGUUCCGGACGAUCUUGCACCAGAAAUCAUGCGAGAUGCACAAGCACAGUUGCUUAGUUUGAAUGCUCAGGUAGUUGCUGCACAACUCACUUUACAAGACUUCGCAGUGUUCGCGUCGAUUGAACCCACGGAGUACAUUGACAACCUUUUCCAGCUAGAGUCCAGAUAUGGAUCUCCAAGACUGGAAGAAUUUGAGCGAAUUUUCAAUCGUGAAAUGUGGUGGGUGGCUACUGAAGUUUGCUCUGAGAGGAAUGUCCAGAAACGAGCGAAACUCAUCAAGAAGUUCAUCAAGGUGGCUAGGCAUUGCCGUGAACUGCGUAAUUUCAAUUCGAUGUUUGCCAUUAUGAGCGGGUUGGAUAAGCCAGCUGUACGCCGGUUACAUUCUACUUGGGAACGAAUUUCGGGCAAGUAUGUUCGAAUGCUUGAAGAUGUCCAGCAAUUGGUAGACCCCUCAAGAAAUAUGUCGAAAUACCGUCAACAUUUGGCCGAAGUAGCACAAGAACCCCCGGUUGUGCCGAUCUAUCCCGUCAUAAAGAAGGAUUUAACGUUUUCACAUGAGGGAAACCCGACAUAUUGCGAAAAGCUGGUGAACUUCGAGAAGCUACGGCUGAUAGCAAAAUCUGUACGGGCCGUGAGCAAACUCAGCAGUGCACCUUACGAGAUCUCCAGCAUGGCGGAAAGGAGCGGUGGUACCAUUAGCGAUGCUUUGUUGCACAUGAACACUUUUGAGAGUGGGAAUGUCGCAACAAUGCGAAAAGGAGGGCGAGUUAUCCAGCCAAGGAAAAAGGUGUAUGAGCAAGCGCUGAUGGUGCGGAAGGUGAAAGCAUACUUGGAUGGACUUAGAGUGGUGGAUACCGAGUCAGAGUUGGAUCGGCUUAGCUACGACAUCGAGCCACAGCAGUCUGGUCCGCGGAUAAGACGAGUUCCCAGUCCAUCUCCAUCUUCUGUUUCAUCCCAAUCUGCCGAAUCGAACUCGCUGGACCAACGCCGCUUCAAAGGAGGCGGUAUGUUUGGCGUAGACUCUCCUCAAGCAGUGCAGAAAAUGCUUGGCUUAGUCCAAACCAGCAAAUCCAAAGGUGUACCUUCACCAGCCCAAUCUCCUGCGAUAUCUACCGGAAGCAGGGGCUUGCAAAGGAAUCUUCCACGGGUAUCCGCCAGGCAACAGUCUAUCCCAACUCUUCAACGAGCACCGUCGUUCAAGCAAGAGCCGGUUGACUUGAAUAAAGAGUCGAGUUCAGUGACUACCUUUUAUGGCGCUGAUGUGUUGAUAUAA